Molecule: messenger RNA, 4108 nt
Organism: Schistocerca gregaria
Lineage: Eukaryota; Metazoa; Arthropoda; Insecta; Orthoptera; Acrididae
Gene: ClC-c
Product: H(+)/Cl(-) exchange transporter 4
Exons: 18
Coding region: 631-3066 (811 amino acids)
Biological process (GO): chloride transport; transmembrane transport
Cellular component (GO): Golgi apparatus; synaptic vesicle; early endosome
Molecular function (GO): voltage-gated chloride channel activity
Source: RefSeq, a predicted model, not a curated record
CCCGCCCGAUCCUUGCCAACUGUCAGUGGUGCGGCCGGCGGCUUCCAGUACUUCCGCCUCCGGAAGGCGCUUCCUGGGCUGCACGUCACGUCACCAGCCGUGGUCGCAAGGCAGCCGCUUCCGAGAGCUGCACGAGCCAGGGCAGCGCGUAGGCGCCCAGCGCUCGGCUACUGGCGCCGCCACUAACCGGCUGUCCACCGGCUGCGGUCAGUAGGCUGGAGACUGGAGGGGAUCUGCGGCUUUCUCUCCAGUAGGUGCGUCUGCGCGAAAGCCCCGCUCGCGCUUCAGUCCUUUCCCCUCACCGGCGCGUUCGGCCGUCUGAAGACGACGCGUCACCCAGGAAACAUCUGAAGUCGACGGACACUCACAGUGUUCUGCCCAGCUGGACUCAUUCCGUGUACGCUAUCUUCAAGAGUAAGGUUGUGUAAGAGGGAGCGGCGCUACAGCUGGUGGUUCCAUUGCCCCGGCGACAGUCAGCUGUUGUCGGGAGGAUUAGCAACACAGCGCAGCUGGUGGUGCCACGACCAGUCAACGGAAGCGGCGGACUCUGGUGGCAGCCCGCGUCACCUCGUCGUGUUUGGCUCCGUCAGCCGCGCAUGCUGCACCGCAGAGUUCAUUGCAGUUUAAGCCAUGGAAAAGGCGCCUUUAAGAGGCAAUGCGGCCAUACCAAUGAGUUUUCCCACUUCUUAUCAUGCGGUUGAUGACCAACAACAACUCGUAAACGGACAACAGUUUCGAUCUGCAUCAAUUAGUUCAGAUGAUGAGAUGAUUGACAUUACAACGACAGGAACUGUUACGGAACGCACCAUUCAUCAAGAUGAAUUGGCAGCAUCACACUUUGCAGGUGAUGCUGAUGACAUCCCAGGCAUCGGCCAGUAUGAUGACUUCCAUACGAUUGACUGGCAGCGAGACAUUGCACGUGACAGAAUGCGUCACCGGUACAUUGUGAAAAAGAAGCAAGAUUCAAUAUGUGACUUAAUAAAAGGAGCACAUGACGCAUGGUCAGGUUGGGUCUGUGUGCUGCUUGUAGGUGUAUUUACAGGUGUGGUAGCCGGUGUGAUAGAUAUCGGAGCAAGCUGGAUGUCAGAUCUGAAAUAUGGAAUUUGCCCCCAGGCAUUUUGGCUCAAUCGUGAACAGUGUUGUUGGUCAUCUAAUGAGACAACAUUUGAUAAUGGCAACUGCUCACAGUGGUGGACAUGGCCAGAAGUUUUCAGUCAGUCAAGAGAAGGGGUGGGCCCAUAUAUAAUUUCCUACCUUUUCUACAUUGUGUGGGCUCUCAUUUUUGCUGCACUUGCUGCAUCUUUGGUACGGAUGUUUGCCCCUUACGCCUGUGGCUCAGGUAUACCAGAGAUAAAAACAAUUCUGAGUGGGUUUAUCAUUAGAGGAUACUUAGGAAAGUGGACAUUGAUAAUAAAGUCUGUUGGUAUAAUGCUUGCUGUAUCGGCAGGCCUUAGCUUGGGAAAAGAAGGUCCUAUGGUGCAUAUUGCCUGCUGUAUAGGUAAUAUAUUCUCCUACCUUUUUCCAAAAUACGGAAAAAAUGAAGCUAAGAAAAGAGAGAUACUGUCGGCAGCAGCAGCUGCUGGUGUGUCUGUUGCCUUUGGAGCUCCAAUUGGAGGGGUCCUAUUCAGUUUAGAAGAGGUCAGUUACUACUUUCCACUCAAGACAUUGUGGAGAUCAUUCUUCUGUGCUCUUGUGGCAGCGUUUGUGCUGCGCUCCAUAAACCCUUUUGGAAACGAGCACUCUGUGCUGUUUUUUGUGGAGUACAAUAAACCUUGGAUAUUUUUUGAGCUGGUUCCUUUUAUUGGACUUGGGAUAAUAGGAGGUGUAAUAGCUACAAUAUUCAUAAAAGCAAAUCUAUAUUGGUGCCGCUAUCGCAAAGUUUCAAAGUUGGGUCAAUAUCCUGUUACUGAGGUACUGGUUGUUGCAGUGAUCACAGCAGUUAUUGCGUACCCUAACCCAUAUACACGCAUGAAUACAAGUCAGUUAAUUUAUUUGCUGUUCAGCCAGUGUGGUGUUUCAAAUUCUGACAACUUGUGUGAUUACAACCGCAAUUUCACUGAUGUUACUUCAGCCAUUGAAAAGGCAGCUGCAGGACCAGGUGUCUACAAAGCAAUAUGGCUGCUAGUGCUGGCUUUGAUCUUUAAGCUGAUUGCAACAAUCUUCACAUUUGGCUUCAAAGCUCCAUGUGGUUUGUUCAUUCCCAGCUUGUGCCUUGGAGCAAUUAUGGGCAGGAUAGUAGGUGUUGGUGUGGAACAGUUAGCGUAUCAUUAUCCACAUGUGUGGAUGUUCAGUGGAGAAUGUUCCACAGGAGAUGAUUGCAUUACUCCUGGGCUCUAUGCCAUGGUGGGAGCAGCUGCUGUUUUAGGCGGAGUGACACGAAUGACAGUAUCUCUUGUGGUAAUAAUGUUUGAACUGACUGGUGGAGUACGCUACAUUGUACCUCUUAUGGCAGCUGCUAUGGCCAGCAAGUGGGUUGGUGAUGCAUUAGGCCGGCAGGGCAUAUACGAUGCCCACAUAGAGCUAAACGGCUACCCAUUUCUGGACAGCAAAGAAGAAUUUGCACACACAUCAUUAGCGGCAGAUGUAAUGCAACCAAAGCGAAAUGAAACACUGAGUGUCUUAACUCAGGAUUCUAUGACUGUAGAAGAUGUUGAAAGUCUUCUCAGAGAAACAGAACACAAUGGUUUCCCUGUAGUCGUAUCAAGAGAAUCGCAGUACUUGGUAGGAUUUGUGCUAAGGAGGGAUCUUAACCUUGCCAUUUCAAAUGCUAAAAGAACUCAAGAAGGCAUUUGUGCUCAGUCUCUUGUACUGUUCACAAGUCAGACUCCAGUCCAGACAACAGGGCCUCCACCAUUGAAGCUGAAGAAGAUACUCGAUAUGGCACCAAUCACCAUUACGGAUCAGACUCCGAUGGAGACUGUUGUUGACAUGUUCCGCAAACUUGGAUUGAGACAGACGCUUGUCACACACAAUGGACGGUUGCUUGGUGUCAUCACAAAGAAGGAUGUACUGAGGCAUCUAAAACAAAUGGAUAAUGAAGACCCUAGCUCAGUGUUAUUUAAUUAGUUCAUUUUUAUAAGGAAAGGGAGACUAUGUUGUUAACAUGCCAAUUUCAGAACCUCAGAAUAGUGAUAUGUUACUACCUAUUUUACAGGUAGGCAGCUAUGUGAUGUAAGUUAAUUUAUUUUAACUUUGUGAUGGGACUUACGAAAGAAGCUUAUACACUUAUCCAUUAUUUUAUACACACACACUGUAGCUUUUUGUUGCUUGUGAACUUAAUGUGUUAAUCUUUUAUUGUGAUUUUUUUUUCCCGUUAAUGUACCAGUCUGCAGAUUUUUUAGAUGUGAAGUUUUUUUCUUAUGUCUGGAUUGUAGAUAAGAAACAAUGUGGCAGCUGGACAUUUAAUGCCAUUGUAAAAGUAUUUACAGUCUAAUAUUUUUUCAAGAAACAUUUAUAUGUAAGGUAUUACUUCGCUUCUGUAAAUAUUGUAUACUACAAUUUUGCAUUGAAAUAUUACAUGUACUCAACACAUUUUGUGCUGCCAGUGACGUGUAGAUAUUUUGUAACAUCAGGCAAGAACUGUAUGUUUUUUAAAAAGUGAACCUUAAGCAUUUCACAGUGUAUUGAAUGAGCCUUCAGUAAAUCUGUUUACACAAUAUUAUUCUCCGCGUCAGUGAAAGACUAUUUCUCGAGUCUCAGUGUUAUAAUUUUUAAUAAGUCAUUUUAACAUUUAUUAUUUUAAAAUAUAGAUUAAGAUUCAUUGAGAAAUUAUUUUUUUAUUAGUGUUACUUAAAUGCUACAGAUCAAGGAACAUUUUAAACUCUUAUUGUCACAAGAGUGAGUUAUGUCAAGCUGCUGUUGUAUUGAUAUAAAUGAGUAUAUCAGUCAAUCAUCAUAUUUGUUAUGAAAAGUAAUAAUGUAUAUAAUUUAGCUGUAAUUCUAUGCAUGCAAUUCUGUGAAAAGAUAGCUGAACUUGGAUAAUGAAUUUUUUGAAAAACUUACAGUUGUUUUAAGCCUGUCAGCCAAUGAAUGUGGAACUAGUCAAAAUUUCACUAACUGUUCUGUAAGGAUUGUAUUUCCAGCAAUAUACUUUGUUGAAAUUUUUAAA